Messenger RNA from Aureobasidium musti, 1809 nucleotides. NCBI's taxonomy places the organism in Eukaryota, Fungi, Ascomycota, Dothideomycetes, Dothideales, Saccotheciaceae. The record is from the annotation of a GenBank genome assembly.
AUGCAUUUCCAGAAGCUCACUGGCAUCUGCCUCUUGGCAUUUGCCUCAGUCUCAUGGGCUGACGCAACACCUGAAGGACGAUACCUAUGGGGAGCUGACCGUAUGGGCAAGAUGGUCCGUCGUGCAACUACAUCUACCAGCAGUGUAUCCUCUUCCACAUCAUUAGUCGCUGAUGCUGCUUGCACGAACGGGCCCAACUCUCGUCAGUGUUGGAGCAGUGGCUUCAGUGUCAAGACGGACUUUGAUCAGAAGCAUCCUGUUACCGGAAACACCGUAACUUACAACCUCGAGAUUACAAACACAACAUGUAACCCGGACGGCAAUGGUGCCAUUGAGUGCUUCCUCAUCAACGGUCAACAACCUGGGCCCGUCAUUACUGCUAACUGGGGUGACCAAGUCGUUAUCAACGUCAAGAACUCCCUUCAGAACAAUGGCAGCAGUUUCCAUUGGCACGGUGUCAGACAACUCAACAGCGUGGGUUCUGAUGGUGUUGGUGGUCUUACGGAAUGUCCCAUUCCCCCAGGCGGAAGCAGAACGUACACAUUCCUUGCAACUCAAUUUGGUACUUCUUGGUACCACAGUCAUUACUCGUCUCAGUACGGUAUGGGUGUUACUGGCACUAUUGUCAUCAACGGUCCUGCUACCUCCAACUACGAUAUCGAUCUUGGUCCUUUCCCUCUCAGCGAUUGGUACUAUGGUCUCGCAACUAGAGUUAACGACAUCACUCUCUACAACCUUCAGAACAAUGCGCCCCCGCCAAAUGGUGACAAUAUCCUGGUGAAUGGCAAGGGUAUGAGUGCCUCCGGUGCCGGAGCGUAUGCUCAAAUGACCCUUACCAAAGGCAAGAGACAUCGUCUGCGAUUGAUCAACACAUCUGUCGACAACGCCAUCCGUGUCAAGCUCGAUGGUCACAAUCUCACGGUCAUCGCUGCCGACUUCAUUCCCACUAAGCCCUUGACUGGCCAAGAUUGGAUCCUGCUUGCUGUUGGUCAACGAUACGAUGUCAUCUUUACCGCCAACCAGACUCCUGGCAACUACUUCUUCCGCGCCGAGGCAGCUACUGAUUGUUUCAGCGGCAACAACAAGGGUGGCCGUGCUCUGUUCACUUACUCAGGAGUAACAGCUGCCAACCCUACCGACAGCAACGAAGUUCCUCCUUCAAAUGGCUGCACCGAGUUGAACACUGUUCCCUACUGGACCCAGGCCGUUGACCAGACUCAGUACCAAGCUCAAGUUAAGACCCUAAGCACUGGUGUUGCACCUGGCCUUACCACCAACGGUCAGAACUUCGCCCUUUGGCACUUGGACACAACCGCCAUGAUGGUCAACUGGGACAAGCCCACCCUCCAAUACGUCUUCGAGCAGAACACUAGCUACCCCGACCCCUACGCCGUCAUCGAGAUCCCUACAGAGGGUACAUGGACCUACUGGCUCAUUCAGAUGGGCCAGCAGAACCCUCUACCUCACCCGAUUCACUUGCACGGACACGACUUCUUCGUUCUUGGUUCAGGUGCUGGUGUCUUCGAUUCGAGCACCGCAAACCUCAACUUUGCCAACCCUCCUCGCCGUGACACUUCUAUCCUUCCCGGUCUGGGUUGGCUCUUGAUUGCCUUCCCAGCAAACAACCCUGGAAUUUGGCUCAUGCACUGUCACAUUGCAUGGCACAUCUCAGAAGGUCUCGGUGUCCAGUUCAUCGAGGCCAAGAACUCGAUCCAGAUGCCCGAUCAGAGCCAAUUCAACUCCCAGUGUGAUGCUUGGAGAAGCUACUCAAAGGACAUGGCUUACCCUCAAAUCGAUAGUGGUCUCUAG